CUCCCAGCUUUUGGCUUGCCACGCACAGACUAUUAUUCCCAUCAUUCCUCCGUCAAAACCCAAACUUCAAUCAAAAGUCUCAACGCCAACAAUCUCUCAUAGGGAAAAGGAGCUAUUUUCAAUGAAUACCCCCAAAUCGUCAAAGAUACCACAGCAAUCUGACGAGACCGCAUCGUCUAUGAUUCCAGCUACACAAGCAGAGCAAGGGGUAAGUAUUGCUCAGCAAAAUGAGGCCCUAUCGCAUUUGAUUUCAUCUUCACAGGCAGGGCAACAGGUGGGGCAACAGGAACCGCCAUCGUCAUGGUUCCAAGGUGUAUUUUCUCUUGAAAAUGGUCAUUGGGGCGCUAAAAUCAACGAUAUUCCGUUGGGAACGUUUAAGUCCGAAAUAGCCGCAGCAAGGGCUUACGAUAGCGCGGCCCUCAAACUCUUCGACAAUGAUUUCAUGCGCAACUUGUUGUUAACGGGUGUUACUAUUAAUGAGCCUCUUUUUCAUAGCAUUCAUAAUAGUGAAGUCAUCAUUAAUAUGAUUAAAGAUGGCUCCUACGAACGCAAUUAUAAGAAUUUCCUUUACUAUCGAUGUCAUGACAUCCCCUAUGGUGACUCUGUAGUAAUGCCUACUUCCUUGGACGCCAUAAAAGGGCUCAUUUUUAAGGAAUUGUUUCGUAAAGAGAUACUUUUGACUGAAUGUCAGAAUCAGAAUUUUCUUAUUUUACCUACUAAAGCUCAGUUGUGCUUUGAGCCAUUGAAGUCCUAUAGAGGCGAAGUAUGGUGUGAAUUUAAAGACAGGACGAAUCGGUCAUGGGCAUUUCAAUUAUGUUUGCUGAAUAAUUCUCAGGUUUACGUGUUCAGUGCGGGUUGGAACAAAUUUUUUAGGGAGAUGGAGCUUCGUGGUAGUGAUAUUGUCCUCUUCUAUCAUUAUAUGGACCUGCGAAAUUUUCCCGAUAGAUUUUCUUAUAUGAUUGAUGUCAUCCGGGGUGUCAGA
Phalaenopsis equestris is the source of this 982-nucleotide messenger RNA. Its product is annotated as AP2/ERF and B3 domain-containing transcription factor At1g50680-like. Gene Ontology annotation, biological process: regulation of DNA-templated transcription. Gene Ontology annotation, molecular function: DNA binding; DNA-binding transcription factor activity. The record is from RefSeq and is a predicted model, not a curated record. Lineage: Eukaryota; Viridiplantae; Streptophyta; Magnoliopsida; Asparagales; Orchidaceae.